AUGGCAUUAAAGAUUAUGGUUAGAAUAAGAUAUUUGAGUCGGGCUUUAGCUGAUGAGGUCCAUGAACAACCUAAAGAAGUAGUUGUUAAUGAUGUAGUUACUGAUGCCGAGGGUUUUCCAGACAGGCCCCACGACACAUCGGUUUUGAUUGGCUAUGUUCAUCAUGUUGUAAUGAUUGUUUGGAAUGAAGAGGUUGCGAAAUUUGACAGGCCUGCUCUAGAGAUUGAAGGCUUAGUGGCAGCUGUAGGAUUAAGUCCUUUGAUCGCAUUUUCCUUGGACAUUGGAUACCGGGGACUUAUAUCAGGUUUUGUAGAGAGGUGGCAUAAGGAAACUAGUAGUUUCCAUCUUCCUAUAGGAGAGGUGACUAUCACCCUCGAUGAUGUGGCAUUGUUGCUUCAUUUGCCCAUUAUAGGCGCCUUCCAUAGCUUUGAGGCUCUUCAUAUGAACAAAGUCUUGUUGUUGUUAACUGAAUUACUUGAAGUUAGUUCAGAAGAAGCAAGAGCUAAGACGGUACAAUGA
Molecule: messenger RNA, 519 nt
Organism: Glycine soja
Lineage: Eukaryota; Viridiplantae; Streptophyta; Magnoliopsida; Fabales; Fabaceae
Product: protein MAINTENANCE OF MERISTEMS-like
Exons: 4
Coding region: 1-519 (172 amino acids)
Biological process (GO): meristem development; meristem maintenance
Source: RefSeq, a predicted model, not a curated record